This is a messenger RNA of Otolemur garnettii (small-eared galago), 1580 nucleotides long. RefSeq names its product pseudouridylate synthase-like 1 (gene PUSL1). The coding region runs from base 356 to 1333 and encodes 325 amino acids. The transcript has 8 exons. Lineage: Eukaryota; Metazoa; Chordata; Mammalia; Primates; Galagidae. Gene Ontology annotation, biological process: tRNA pseudouridine synthesis. Gene Ontology annotation, molecular function: RNA binding; pseudouridine synthase activity. The record is from RefSeq and is a predicted model, not a curated record.
ACACGUCUGGGAGGACUUGGCCGGAAGGAGGUGGACAGACGCGCCCCAGGAGCAGGGAUGGGCGGCGGCGGGGGCAAAGCGUGUGCAAGCGCGAGCGAGCGGGUGCGCGUCUUCAGGGGCGAGGGCUCGCGCGAGGGUGCGAACGCGCUCCCGGGCCGCCGCCGUCGAUCCCGGCCCGCGCGCUCGAUGACAGCCCUGCACUUUGUACCCGCUCCCUAAGUCCGGCCUUGACUCCGCUACCCUCCUUUGGCGGUCUCAGGGCCGAUCCGGCGCGCAGGCGCGGGGCUGACUGGGGCGUGGCCGACCGCGUGCGCGCGCAGGCGCCCAUUUGCGGCGCGUCUGGCCCGGCCAGGUCAUGAGUCUCGGUCCGGCUGCGGGAUCCGUGCGGGCGCGCUACCUCGUGUACUUCCAGUAUUUGGGCACGGACUUCAACGGGGUCGCGGCCGUCCGGGGCGCCCAGCGCGCUGUCGGGGUCCUGAAUUAUCUGGAGGAGGCUGCAGAGCGGCUGAAUUCCGUGGUGCCGGUUAAGUUCACCAUCUCAAGCCGCACGGACGCUGGGGUUCAUGCCCUGUGCAACACCGCACACCUGGAUAUCCAGCGCCGCUCAGGCCGGCCACCCUUCCCUCCCGAGGUCCUAGCCCAGGCUCUCAACACCCACCUGAAGCACCCGGCCAUCAGGGUACUGCAGGCUUUCCGAGUGCCCAGCGACUUCCACGCGCGAUAUGCGGCCACGUCCAGGACCUACCUGUACCGCUUGGCAACUGGCUGUCUUCAGUCUGAGCAGCUGCCUGUGUUUGAACGAAGCCUAUGCUGGGCUCUGCGGCCAGACUACCUGGAUGUUGACGCCAUGAGAGAAGCUGCUCAGCACCUCCUUGGGACCCAUGACUUCAGUGCCUUCCAGUCAGCUGGCAGCCCGGCCACCAGCUCCGUGCGAACACUGCACCGAGUCUCAGUGUCCCUGGGCCCAGCCAGCCCCUAUGUCCUUCCUCAGGAGAGCAGGAGAUUGCGCUUCUGGAACCUGGAGUUUGAGAGCCAGUCUUUCCUGUACAGACAGGUCCGGAGGAUGACAGCUGUGCUGGUGGCCGUAGGGCUGGGGGUUUUACUGCCUGCCCAGGUGAAGAUGAUUCUGGAGAGCCGAGAUCCCUUAGGCAAACACCAGGCUCAUGUGGCCCCAGCACAUGGCUUAUUCCUGAAAUCAGUGCUCUAUGGCAGCUUAAGGGAGUCUGGUCCUUCCUCCUGCAUCCUGCAAGGUGUACAAUGUGAAAGCUACAGGGACCCUGGACCCUCAGCUGAGGUCAAUCCGGUUACAGCACUCCAGCACAGCAGGCACUAACCCUGUGCUGGUCAAGACAGGGUAUCCACAGCCACUUGAGGCCACAGCAUUUCCACUACCCUGGACACUGCUCUCUGCCCUGGUGGGGAGUGGAGGACAUGCUGGUAUGGGAUGGGGUGUGGGAGACAGGUAUGUGAUAGGAAGGGAAAACCAGGCAACGCCUGUGGCUCAGUGAGUAGGGCACCAGCCCCAUAUACUGAGGGUGGUGGGUUUGAACCCGGCCCCAGCCAAACUGCAACAAAAAAAA